Perca fluviatilis (European perch) is the source of this 1108-nucleotide messenger RNA. Its product is annotated as gastrula zinc finger protein XlCGF42.1-like. Gene Ontology annotation, molecular function: DNA-binding transcription factor activity, RNA polymerase II-specific; RNA polymerase II cis-regulatory region sequence-specific DNA binding. Gene Ontology annotation, biological process: regulation of DNA-templated transcription. The coding region runs from base 1 to 879 and encodes 292 amino acids. The transcript is spliced from 2 exons. NCBI's taxonomy places the organism in Eukaryota, Metazoa, Chordata, Actinopteri, Perciformes, Percidae. The record is from RefSeq and is a predicted model, not a curated record.
AUGGACCUGGAGCUCGGGAAGGAGACCAGAGAACCUCAGUCAGCUUUAAACUCUCUGAAACAUGAUUUAAGACGUAAGAAAACAUUCAGCUGCUCUGAGUGUGGGAAAAGAUUUGGCUUCAAGUCAGGUCUGAAGAAACACAUGAUGACUCACACAGGAGAAAAGCCUUUUAGCUGCUCUGUGUAUGGGAAAAGAUUUGGUAAAGGGCAACAUCCGAACAGACACAUGAUUUCUCAGACAGAAGAAAAACAUUUUAACUGCUCUCAUUGUGUGAAAAUAUUUGGACACAAGGCAGAUCUGGAGAGACACAUGAGAAUCCACAAAGGAGAGAAACCUUUCAGCUGCUCUGAGUGUGAUAAAGCUUUCUCUGAACGUGGAACCCUGAAGAAACACAUGGUAACUCACACAGGAGAAAAGCCUUUCAGCUGCUCAAUUUGUAAUAAAUCUUUUAGAUGGAGUGGAGCUUUAAAGACACACAUGAGAAUCCACACAGGAGAGAAACCUUUCAGCUGCUCAAUUUGUAAUAAAUCUUUUACAGAGAGAGGAAGUUUACAGAAACACAUGGUAGUCCAUACAAGAGAAAAACCUUUCAGCUGCUCUGAGUGUGAUAAAGCUUUCACUGAACGUGGAACCCUGAAGAAGCACAUGGUAGUCCACACAGGAGAGAAACCUUUCAGCUGCUCAAUUUGUAAGAAAUCUUUUACAGACAGAGGAAAUUUACAGAGACACAUGGCAGUCCACACAGGAGAGAAAAGAUUCAGCUGCAGUGUUUGUAACAGAAGAUUUGCCCGGCGUUCUCAUGUCAAAACACAUAAAUGUGUUGGUCAGAUAAACACAGAAGCUGAUGGAGAGGACUGUCAGUUUUUCCCACAGAAUUAGAUUCCAUUUGUGGUGGUAGCUGACCCAGGGUGGGGGGCAGAAAGAGGUGCAGACUUCUUAUAUUAAUUGUACUGCAAAUAUUUUUAUACAAAAUUCUGUAGGUAACUAUUAAAAUUUCAAAAUUUAAUGGUAUAAUGCAGUAAGGCACGUGUCAAACUCAAGGCCAAAUUCAGCCCCUCGCAGAUUUUGAUCUGGCCCGCGUAUCAAUUUAGGUUCACAGUAAAUUUUG